AUGAAGCUCACCAACUUGUCUGUGCUGGCUCUCUCGGCUUCACUCGUAAACGCCCGCUUUAUCGAGCGCCAUGAGAAGGAUCAAGUUGUGCUGGAUGUCGCUACCGCGGACGCUGAGAGAUUCCUUAUCGAGCUUGCUCCCGGAAAGACACGAUGGGUGACCGAAGACGAGAAAUGGGAGUUGCGACGAAAUGGCCAAAACUUUAUGGACAUCACAGACGCGCGUGACCUCGGCGCAUUCGCAGCUACUACAUCGAAGAAGGAGCCCAGCUACCCAGCGAAGCCAACUCUUGAGAAGGAGUUAUUCCCGAUGAUAAAGAAUCUGUCAAAGACGAAUAUGCAGGAAAAUCUGGAGACCUUUACGAGCUUCCACACUCGAUACUACAGGUCAGACUACGGUAGACAAUCAUCCGAGUGGUUACUCGAGAACGUUCAGACGGUCAUCAGAGAUGCCGGGGCGGAUAAAUACGGGGUGCAUGCCAAACAUUUCACGCACCCCUGGGGUCAGAAUAGCAUUAUCGCCACGAUCCCGGGGAAGAGUGAAUCGACAGUUGUUGUUGGAGCACACCAGGAUAGCAUCAACCUAUUCCUUCCCCCCAUUCUCUCUGCACCUGGUGCAGAUGACGAUGGAAGUGGAACCGUCACGAUUCUGGAGGCCCUGCGUGUUCUUCUUACCUCCGAAGACAUUAUUAAGGGCAAGGCAGAAAACACAAUCGAGUUCCACUGGUACUCUGCAGAGGAAGGCGGGCUGCUGGGCAGUCAGGCUAUCUUCUCCGAAUACGAGAAGAGUGGUCGAGAUGUCAAGGCCAUGUUGCAGCAGGAUAUGACCGGCUAUGUCCAAGGCACACUUGAUAAGGGCAAGAAAGAAUCGGUUGGCGUUAUAACCGACUUUGUGGACCCAUCGUUGACUGACUUUAUCAAGAAGGUCGUCACCAAGUACUGCGAAAUUCCGUUCGUGGAGACGCAGUGCGGAUAUGCCUGUUCGGACCAUGCAUCGGCCUCAAAGGCUGGAUAUCCGUCUGCCUUUGUGAUCGAGUCGGCGUUCUCUGAUUCUGACCAGAAAAUCCAUACAUCUGAUGACAGUAUCAAGUAUCUUUCCUUUGACCACAUGCUUCAGCAUGCUCGUUUGACCUUGGCAUUUGUCUAUGAGCUUGCCUUUGCAAAACUGUGA
Amorphotheca resinae ATCC 22711 is the source of this 1170-nucleotide messenger RNA. RefSeq lists its product as hypothetical. Gene Ontology annotation, biological process: proteolysis. Bases 1 to 1170 code for a protein of 389 amino acids. NCBI's taxonomy places the organism in Eukaryota, Fungi, Ascomycota, Leotiomycetes, Helotiales, Amorphothecaceae. The transcript is spliced from 3 exons. Gene Ontology annotation, molecular function: metalloexopeptidase activity. The record is from RefSeq and is a predicted model, not a curated record.